Molecule: messenger RNA, 1765 nt
Organism: Oryza sativa Japonica Group (Japanese rice)
Lineage: Eukaryota; Viridiplantae; Streptophyta; Magnoliopsida; Poales; Poaceae
Product: serine/threonine-protein kinase 52
Biological process (GO): protein phosphorylation
Cellular component (GO): plasma membrane
Molecular function (GO): protein serine/threonine kinase activity; ATP binding
Source: RefSeq, a predicted model, not a curated record
ACGCCGCCACCGCCACCACCGCAACCGUCUCCGCUUCCUCCUCCUCCUCCCCGUCGUGUUCGCGCGCGACUUCCGUGACCCACCUCCGCCGCCUCUCGACUCCUCCACUCUAUAUCUCGAGCCCUAGAAAAACCCUAGCUCCAGCCACUAUCUCCACUAGCCUACGUCCAAGGUCGUCUUCGUCGUCGUCUCCGUCUCGAGCGGCCGGGCGCGAUCGAUGGCGUCGAGCUGCACCAUGGUGCCGGCGGAUUUGGUGGAGGAGAAGGCGGCGGCGGCGGCGGUGGAGGAGGAUGCGGGGAGUUACCUGCGCGCCGACCAGGUGGAUCUCAUGAGCCUGGACUUCGAGAUCGAGGAGAGGAUGGCCGACAGGUUCCGCAAGCUCAACAGCGGCGGCGUGGAGCGCGGCGACGAGGGGCCCAAGGCCGCGUGGGAGAUCGACCUCUCCAAGCUGGAGAUCGGCCACGUCGUCGAGCACGGCGACCACGGCACGCUCUUCCGCGGGAAGUACUACAGCCAGGACGUCGCAGUGAAACUGUUGGAUUGGGGCGCAGAGGGCGAUUCAUCUGAAGACCAAAUAGCUCAUUUUAGAACAUCACUUAAGGAGGUGGUUGCUGUUUGGCAUGAGUUCAACCAUCCGAAUAUCACAAAGUUCAUCGGCGCAUCGAUGGGUACAACAAACCUUAAUAUUCCAAAAGAUAUUCCAGACCACAGUUCCAGGAAGGGUGCACGCACUGAUCUGCCUGACAGAGCAUGCUGUGUUGUGGUAGAAUAUCUCACUGGGGGCACAUUGAAACAGCAUCUCAUAAAGCAUUACAGGAAGAACAAGAAGCUUCUAUAUGAAGAGGUGGUUCGGCUUGCAUUGGAUUUGGCCAGAGGAUUGAGCUUCCUGCACUCAAAAAAGAUUGUGCAUCGGGAUGUCAAAAGUGAGAACAUGCUACUUGACCCACAGCUGAACCUUAAGAUUGCUGAUUUUGGUGUUGCUCGUCUCGUUGAGGCUCAGGAUCCCAAGGAUUUGACACGCACGACUGGAACACUUGGUUACAUGGCCCCAGAGGUGCUUGAUGGAAAGCCAUACAACAGAAAGUGCGAUGUUUACAGUUUCGGCAUCUGCCUAUGGGAGACAUACUGCUGUGAUAUGCCCUAUGGACCCUACUCAGACCUCAGCUUUGCAGACUUCUCAUCGUUUGUUGUCCAUAAGAAUUUGCGACCGGAGAUCCCGGACUGCUGCCCGAGCGCAAUGGCGAGCAUCAUGCGGAGAUGCUGGGACGCCAACCCGGAGGUCCGGCCCGAGAUGGAGGAGGUGGUGCGCCUCCUCGAGUCCCUGGACACGAGCAAUGGCGGCGGCAUGUUGCUGGAGAAGAAGAAGAAGAAGCAUCCCGGCGGUGGAUGCUUCUGCUUCUUCGUACCCCGCGCCGCGUAGGAACCAUCCAUUCACGUCAAUGCUUCCAUCUUAAUCAGAAUCAUGUGCUCCUCUUCCUGUGUAAACUUGAUUAGGCAGUUUAGGAGUAUUAUUGUUGGAUCCUGGCACCAACAAAAAGCAAGCGUCACGUCAGUGUGUUUAGUUGUCUUUGUUUUUUUUUCUUCUUCCACGAGAUAGAUGAGAAUUAGAUUAGCUACGGUUUCCUUGCUUUGAGAUAUUAGCAUUGAAGCAAGGAUUGGUAAUUUGGAUCCAUGAAUGGUGUUGGGAUAUUGGCAUUAAAGCAAGGAUUGGUGAGUUGGAUCCAUGAAAGGUAUUGGUUGAUUGAUUUCCACGUGGAAUAUUUUA